Chaetomium fimeti is the source of this 1488-nucleotide messenger RNA. RefSeq names its product Aldehyde/histidinol dehydrogenase. NCBI's taxonomy places the organism in Eukaryota, Fungi, Ascomycota, Sordariomycetes, Sordariales, Chaetomiaceae. Gene Ontology annotation, molecular function: succinate-semialdehyde dehydrogenase (NAD+) activity. Gene Ontology annotation, biological process: GABA catabolic process. Gene Ontology annotation, cellular component: cytoplasm. The coding region runs from base 1 to 1488 and encodes 495 amino acids. The record is from RefSeq and is a predicted model, not a curated record. The transcript has 3 exons.
AUGGCUCCCAGGCUCAGAGAUCCCUCCCUUUUCAAACAAGACGUGUGCUACGUGAAUGGCGAAUGGGUAAAAGCCCAGUCGGGCAAGACAUUCGAGGUCCAUGAUCCAGCCACUGGCCAACUAAUCGGUACAUGUCCCGAGUUUGACACCCAGGACACCGAGAAGGCUAUUGCGGCAGCCGAGGUCGCCUUUGACGAGUUCCGCCACAAGACAGGGCGCGAGCGCUCCAAGUUGCUCCGGAAAUGGUACGACCUCAUGGUUGAAAACGCCGACGACCUGGCCACCCUCAUCACCUUGGAGAACGGCAAGCCAACAGCCGACGCCAAGGGUGAGGUGACGUACGCCGCCAACUUUUUUGAGUGGUUCAGCGAGGAAGCGCCACGCAUCUACGGUGACACCAUCCCCUCGUCAGUGCCGGGCAACCGCGUCUUCACCCUGAAGGAGCCCGUCGGCGUCUGCGGGCUCAUCACGCCAUGGAACUUCCCCGCCGCCAUGAUCACCCGCAAGGUCGGCCCCGCGCUGGCCGUGGGCUGCACCGUGGUGUGCAAAGCCCCCGGCGAGACGCCCUACACCCCAUUGGCUCUCGCCGAGCUCGCCCACCGCGCCGGGAUCCCCAAGGGCGUCGUCAACGUUAUCACGGCGCUCCACAAUACCCCCAAGGUGGGCGAAGUCCUGACCACCGACCCGGCCGUCCGCAAGAUCUCCUUCACCGGCUCGACCCCCGUCGGCAAGCUGCUCAUGAAGCAGUGCUCGGGCACACUCAAGAAGCUCUCGCUUGAGCUCGGCGGUAAUGCACCCUUUAUCGUCUUCGACGAUGCUGACGUCGACCUCGCCGUCGCGGGCGCCAUCGCUUCCAAGUUCCGCUCGUCGGGCCAGACAUGCGUCUGCGCCAACCGCAUCUUCGUGCAACGCGGCAUCUACGACGAGUUCGCCACCAAGUUCGCCGCCAAGGUCCGCGAGUUUACCGUCGGGAACCCUUUCGGCGCGGGCGUCACCCACGGGCCCCUGAUCCACCACAAGGCCGUCGACAAGGUCGAGCAGCACGUGCGCGACGCCGAGCAGAAGGGCGCGAAGGUCGUCUUGGGCGGACACAAGCUCCCCGAUCUAGGGCCCAACUUCUACCAGCCAACCGUGUUGAGGGGCGUGACGACCGACAUGGCCAUGGCGGCCGAGGAAACGUUUGGUCCCGUGGCUGGGCUGUUUGCCUUCGACACGGAGGAGGAGGUGGUCAGGAUCGCCAACUCCACUCCUGUCGGGCUGGCCGGGUACUUCUUUUCACGGGAUCUGCACCGUGUAUACCGCGUUGCGGAGCACCUCGAGGUGGGUAUGGUGGGCGUGAACACGGGGUUGAUCUCGGACCCGGCCUCGCCCUUUGGCGGGGUAAAGGAGAGCGGCUUUGGGCGGGAGGGCUCGCUAUACGGCAUUGGGGAAUACCAAGUCACCAAGAUGGUUACGUACGGGGGUAUGGGGAAGCCGUUGCAGAGUUAG